ACUCUGAGAUCAGAAGAAGAACUUAAACUUCUCAAACCUCUGAAACGAAACAGAACAGAAACGAUGAAGGCGCUAAGCGUGCUGUGUGCUGUUAGCAUCAUCGUGGGCUGCGUGUGCGUGGUACACAGCGUGGCCGUACCAUUCCCGGCGUCUGGGGUUGAUCUUCAGGUUGAUCUUGAUGAACCGGUGGAGACUGAAGCUCCUCAGGAACAUGAACAGUUCUGGACUGAAACAUCAGCGGUGGAGACGAAUCCUGAGGUUCUGUUCAGGACGAAGAGACAGAGUCACCUCUCGCUCUGCAGGUACUGCUGCAACUGCUGCAAGAAUAAAGGAUGCGGCUUCUGCUGCAGGUUCUAAUCCCGAGGACCUUCAACAUUCCCACACUGAUGGGAGGCUCACUGAUGGACUUUAAUUUAUUUAUUCUCCUGGACUCACGAUCAUCUGAUCUGAUGAACGGAACCCACGAACGACCUGUUAACAAACGACAGGAAGAACUGUUCCUGUAAAAAAGCUAAAUCUAGGUUCUAGUGACCCAAAUUAGCUUAGCAAAUACCUUGUUUUGAACCUCUGAGAAGCUCUGAGAAGUUAGCUUGAUAUAGUAGCUACACAAUUAGCUUUACACCUCUGAAAACCUGUGAAAAUUAGCUUGAUAGGGUAGCUACAGAAUUAGCUUUACACCUCUGAACACUUCUAAAAGGUUAGCUUGAUGGAUUAGCUACAGAAUUAGCUUUACACCUCUGAAAACUUCUGAGAAGUUAGCUUGAUAAAGUAGCUACAGAAUUAACGUUACACCUUUGAAAACCUCUGAGAAGUUAGCUUGCUAGAGUAGCUAAACAAUUAGCUUUACAUCUCUAAAAAGCUCUGAAGAGUUAGCUUGACAGGGUAGCUACAGAAUUAGCUUUACAGCUUUGAAAACCCCUAAGAAGUUAGCUUGCUAGAGUAGCUACAGGAUUAGCUUUACACCUUUGAAAACCCCUAAGAAGUUAGCUUGCUAGAGUAGCUACAGGAUUAGCUUUACACCUCCACAUAAUGUCUGCGGGAAUCUCAGGAUCGAAAAGGCUUUGUGAAAAUAGAUACCACUAGCUGUUAGCUUUAGCAUCAAACACAUUUCCCAUUUGAUCAUUUGACGUCACCACAGUUGUUUACCUGAUCUACCAUCUAGCUACUAAGCUAACUUAGCUAGCUAAUGAACAUCAUGAAGCUGCUACUCGAAAGUUAGACUCAGCUCUGCUUUUACAAGCUGUCUGUGUUAGCGAAUGCUGCUAAAUUAGCAUAAUCUGUAUUUAAAACUAUAUGCUAUGAGAGGUUAACACUGAUUGGCUGAUUACUGUUCAUGAUAAACCAGCUUUUGUUGAUAAAUGUAAAUAAAUAAAGUUUAGCUUUGCUACAUGAUUGUUGUAGUUAGCGGCGUUAUAUAUAUAUGCUAUAUUUUUAUGUACAGUUGCUUUGUAGUAUUUUGUACGGAUUUUAAAUCAUUUGUUUGUAAAUAAACACGUUUCUUACAAGUUUGAAA
Molecule: messenger RNA, 1513 nt
Organism: Trichomycterus rosablanca
Lineage: Eukaryota; Metazoa; Chordata; Actinopteri; Siluriformes; Trichomycteridae
Gene: hamp
Product: hepcidin antimicrobial peptide
Exons: 3
Coding region: 64-357 (97 amino acids)
Biological process (GO): intracellular iron ion homeostasis; defense response to bacterium
Cellular component (GO): extracellular region
Source: RefSeq, a predicted model, not a curated record